This is a messenger RNA of Laccaria bicolor S238N-H82, 2226 nucleotides long. RefSeq lists its product as uncharacterized. The record is from RefSeq and is a predicted model, not a curated record. The transcript has 4 exons. Bases 1 to 2226 code for a protein of 741 amino acids. Gene Ontology annotation, molecular function: protein binding. Lineage: Eukaryota; Fungi; Basidiomycota; Agaricomycetes; Agaricales; Hydnangiaceae.
AUGAUUAUGCCUUUGCAUUCGCAGUCGGCGCUACUGAAUCUUCCCAUGGAACUUCUCCUAAUCAUUCUUCGCCAGCUUCCCCACUGGGCACUGCUUCAACUCGCAAAAGCCUGCAGGCCACUAAAUCACCUUUGUAUACCCAUCCUCCUGGAACAUCACGGCGUCGUGGACCCUCGAUCCAGCUGCGAGAUCAUACUUCGUCACGGGAGCUAUCCAGAUGCCCUCUCUGGGCUCUUUGUUGCAACAUACAUCCACAAGCUACGUCGCCUUUCAUGCAAGUUUGAUGACAGCGCAUUAUACCCAUCUACCGUGGGCUUGGUCCCAUUUUCCACCCGAAGCAUUCGCCGCCUUCAGAAGUUCAUCGCAAGACUAUCUUCUAUCGAGGAGAUCGUCAUAACAUUUGGGAUGAUCAAUGUCAAUUGGUCUUUGAACGACACGAUUAUGAAGGAUUUAGUGCACUCCCUUCAAGACUUAUUUAACACAAUUGGAUCGAAGUCUUGCACUUCAUUGCAGAUAUUACAUGGAGGAACAUUGUUUGGAAGGAGUUAUACCUUUGAGAUAGUCGAAACUUGGAAGGAAUUGUUUUGGACGACGAUGAGGCGAACUUUGGUGCAAAAUUUCUGCCCCAACAAUAACCAACUGCAUGGAGAUCGCUGGUAUUACCUGCGAAACGGAACAGGCUUUCCUCUCAUUAAAUGGGCGCCAAACCCAUCGUUCACCAAUAGAUUGACGACGUUGUCGAUCACUUCAGCUUUUUUGCUUUUACCACCCUGUGCUGGGUGGACAUACGCUCUCAUGGAACAUUCUCCUAUCACGUCACUUACUCUCUCGCUGCCUUGCUUCAUACCCAUCACUCAGUGGCGUCUCGCCAUCCUUCCUCGCAUAUCUCAGGCCCUACCUCAACUCCAUGAGCUAUCAUUACCUCAUAUCUCAGAGGGCUUGCUACCAACUAUCCUCGUAUUCCUUUCCCAGCUGCCUUUGCUUCGAAAAGUUAGCCUUGGUCCAACUAAAGAAGGUCAUUAUUAUCCGCUGGGGCGGAACGAUCAACCAAUCCUCAACCACCUGCUUUCUAUCUCAGGAAGUCCAGAACAAGUGUGGUACAUUCUCAAUUACUCCGUCUCCUGCCCAAAUCUUUUAUCAGUUGACAUCAUUGUCAACCGUGUUUAUCGCAACACGGCUGGGUUACGCUCAGUCGCAGAGACACUAUCCCGUCUUCGCCAGCGAUUCGCGGAGAUGAACGUAAAACCAUCUAUCUCUCUACACUUCAAGUUGUACUACGAAUUUCCAGUAGAGGCUGACAACGGGCUUUUGACACGCCCUGGCUGGGAAACACUCUUCCAGGCUGUCUCUGGUCUAUCCCUUGAUGUACCCGCCACACCAGACCAACUCAUGGCAGGACAGCGACUGGAAUACAUCCUUGCGUGGUUAGCGCUUUUUCCAGCCAUCAAACGCCUGUCUUUGAGUACCGAGUAUGGCCCUGUUGGCGUUCCACUUCGUCUCCCAGAUUCAAUGCUCAGAAUUAUUGGGCCUCGAUGCCCGGGAGUUGGCACCAUUCUCUCCAUCACCGUUACCCUGCAUCGGGACAUCGACUUUCUAUUUAUGCAAGAUCUCACACAAGGAAUUCUCGCACCCGCUCUCUGGAGGACACUCUUCAUCCUUGAAUCGAUAGAAACCGGCGUAUUCGGCUGCGGAGCACGCACAAUUCAACAACAAAUUAUGAAACGCUUCUCUUUUCUCCCAUUCGCGGGCAGUAGAAAAUACCUGUGGCGAUAUCUCAUCAACUCGCCCUCCGCAGCAGCAUUUUAUCAAGGCAAUGUACACUUUACCAAGAUUCUCACUUUCUUUUCGAGGCUGCAAUGGUCUUCCCAAUCCUCUCCCGCUAUGGAACUCAAGGGGGGUGGGCCAGGAGCCAACCAAGGAGCUAACAAUGGACCCAAUAACGCGCCAACGACGCCCACUGCUAAUAACGCACCAGCCACGUCCAGCACUGGCAUUCCAACUAGCUCUCAGACCUCUAGCUCUCAGACCUCCAGCUCUCAGACCUCCAGCUCACAGACCUCCAGCUCCCAUACGAGCAGUAGCAGCGCAUUAUUAGUUUCGUCCGCGACCGCCUCGUCCACGACACAAAAUAAAUCAUUUUUGAACGUUGUGGGGAUUGGUGGUCUGGUCGGAAUCAUUCUGGGAUCAAGUAAGGCCCGGAUGUGUUAUUCGUCGACUUCACACUGA